AACACUGAAAAUCCUUGAACUGGGACAUGUCAAGAAGAAAACAACAAAGCCAGGCUAAACUCAACCAAGAUAUUGAUUGAUACGUGUUAAUGGCCAGUAAUGCCCAACGCAAUGGAUUAUCUACUCGUUCGAAACAUCCCGGCUGAUUGGCACUCUUCCGACCUUCGAGGUUUUUUCUCUGAGUUCAUUGAAUCGCAAAAGCUUGAGUGCUUCCACUUUCGCCAUCGACCCGAGAUCAAAACCACGGCCUCCGUAACCUCCGUAACCUCUACACCCUCCACUGGAACCGCUCCCUCCUCGUCCACCGACACCCGUUGCUGCCUCAUUAAGAUCCCAACCUCCCACAGUAUCGGGUUCCUAGCCCGCUACCAUCAAGCUCAUUGGGCUGACCGACAAGAAGUGGAUUUACUCACUAAAUGCCUCAUCCAGAGGGUCAAGGUCUUUGCUGACAGUACAGAAACGCCCAAAUCCGAAGAGGACUCGAUCCGUAAGCUCAAAGAGACAGAUCUUAAGAAUAUGCUUGAGCUGAAACCUCCACCUCUCAUGCCACAAGGUAAUGUCGGCACGCCCACUCAAUUCUUCCUAAAAGCUAUUCAAGAGUGUCGCCUGCCGGUCAGAUUGAUUGCCAAGCUCAAGUUAGAAUUCCCCCGCGCUCGUCGACGUCGCAUUUAUGGGUCUGUCCCGAUGGAUUACGGCCCUACUCAGCGGCGGCCACCUGUCUACUUCAACCGAGUGCACGCUGAAACUCAAGGGCGCACUGGUCCCUUGGUUGAACGCAUGGGCGCUGCUGAGUCAGGCUCAGAUGAUGAUGAUGAUGCCUGCGAGGAGUGGGAGCGGCAUGAAGCGCUCCAUAACGACGUAGCUGCCCGCCGCAUUGACCCAACAGACAUUAGCCAGCAGCCGGGCACCAAAGAAAGACUAUUUGAGGAGGAGAUGGAGGUCACGUGGGACAAAGGGAGCUCAGGGUUGGUUUUCUACACCGAUGCGCAGUAUUGGAAGGCCCAAGAGGGGGAUUUCGAUGAGCAAACCACCGACGAUUGGGAUGUGGACAUGGAGAUCUACUAUGAUGAGACAGCUGGAGAUAAGGAUGCGCGUGAUUCAGUGGGCAUGCGAACGUCAACGUUUUACCGUCAAGGCCGAGACCUUCCGAGUGCGUUUAAAGGACAAAAAAGGCAAAGAGGCGGGAAGGUGGAAAGUCAGGACGACUUGGGAGGGAAAAUCGGGAAAUUUGAGAAGCACACUCGAGGCUUCGGAAGGCGAAUUAUGGAAAAGCAGGGAUGGAAAGACGGUCAAGGUCUAGGCUCGACUUACAUUGGCCUGACGGAUGCUCUUGGCAAUGAAGGUCAGACAGACAAGUCUGGCUUGGGCUAUCAAGGAGAGAGCAUCAGUCGCUUUGUGGCACCCAAACCUAAAGGGCGGGAGCGGCAAUCUAUACGUGACGUGAUCAUCUCGACCAAAUAUGAUGAUCCCGACAAAGUGGACCCGUCAGAACCUCUCAUGCGAACUCGACCUCAGAACUACUUGUCUCACCGAGAAAAGAAAUUUCCCAAAUAGGCCAUGCAGAUGUAUUGAAAUGCGAUAAUACUUUCUGUUCUGCCCACCAGCAAGCCAAAAAAAUACAUUCAGAUUUAUCGUUA
Messenger RNA from Tigriopus californicus, 1637 nucleotides. RefSeq names its product G patch domain-containing protein 3-like. Bases 100 to 1554 code for a protein of 484 amino acids. The record is from RefSeq and is a predicted model, not a curated record. The transcript has a single exon. Gene Ontology annotation, molecular function: nucleic acid binding. NCBI's taxonomy places the organism in Eukaryota, Metazoa, Arthropoda, Copepoda, Harpacticoida, Harpacticidae. Gene Ontology annotation, biological process: negative regulation of type I interferon production; positive regulation of DNA-templated transcription; negative regulation of RIG-I signaling pathway.